This is a messenger RNA of Dunckerocampus dactyliophorus (ringed pipefish), 2196 nucleotides long. Its product is annotated as transmembrane protein 87A-like. The record is from RefSeq and is a predicted model, not a curated record. NCBI's taxonomy places the organism in Eukaryota, Metazoa, Chordata, Actinopteri, Syngnathiformes, Syngnathidae. The transcript is spliced from 19 exons. Gene Ontology annotation, biological process: retrograde transport, endosome to Golgi. Gene Ontology annotation, cellular component: Golgi apparatus; Golgi cisterna membrane. The coding region runs from base 63 to 1706 and encodes 547 amino acids.
CGCCCCCUAUGGUGGGACUUGUCCACUACAGUGAGAAGUAAUCAAGCCGGAACGGGAGGCGGAUGCUCCGCAGCAAGAUGCCAAACGGGGAAGCGCGUUCGUUUUGUUUGUUGCUUUUUGCAGCUCUUUUGACUCCCGGGAGAACAGCGGAGGUGUCAUUAUGGAAUGUGGAGAUAAACUCGACCCAGCAUGCUGUGUUCCGGAAGACACUGUAUGCCAACACUACCAUCUUCAUGAAGUUCCAGGCUGAUGCCAGCUCAUGUGACCGAAAUGUGGCCUUCAACAUCAGUUGGUACCUGCGCUCAUCCGUGUGCUACAACGAGGUCUUCAACACGCCAGACAACAAGGCCAUCAAUAUGUUUGCCAUGGAGCACAUGCUGAAAGAAGGCUGGAGCGGCUUCUACAGUCAGGGCUACGUCUACUUUGACAACUGCUCGGCUCUCGUCUCACCAAAGGUGUAUUAUGCGGAUUUCAAUCCAUAUCAACCCCUGUCUAGUCCGAAGAGUGACUCAUCAAAUCAGAGCCUUUUUUGGACCGACAAACCGGACAUUGGCGCCGUGGCCAAGUCAUGGGAGGACAGCCCUUAUCUGUUCAUCGUGAAGGUGCAGCCACUCUUUCGUGGCCCGGAGGAGGAAGACUUUACUUUUACCAUGAAAGUGGAGAUGAAGGGACCACAUGACUACUCCUCCCCAGCAGACUGGCCCCAGAUGAUGUUCUUCAUGGUCAUGUGCAUCGUCUACGUCUUGUUUGGGACCCUCUGGCUUAUCUGGUGCGCCUGCUACUGGAGGGACCUGCUGCGGAUCCAGUUCUGGAUCAGUGGCGUCAUCAUUCUCGGCAUGCUGGAGAAAGCCGUCUUCUACUCGGAGUAUCAGAGCAUUCGCUACCGAGGAGACUACGUUCAAGGAGCUGUGAUAUUUGCUGAGCUGCUGUCGGCGCUGAAAAGAUCUCUCGCUCGCAUUCUGGUCCUCAUUGUCAGCCUUGGUUAUGGCAUUGUCAAGCCUAGGUUGGGUACCACAGUGCACCGGCUGGCGGCCGUCGGGCUUCUUUACCUGCUCUUCUCGUCAGUGGAGGGCGUGCUCAGAGUGACAGGCGGUUUCUAUGGGACGGUUGCCCUGGUGGCCAAUCUCAGCCUGUCCCUCAUUGACUCCUGCGUCAUGUGGUGGAUCUUCAUCAGUCUGUCGCAAACCACCCGUCUGCUGAAGCUGCGCAGGAACGUGGUGAAGCUCUCGUUAUACCAGCACUUCACCAACACGCUCAUCUUCUCUGUGGUUGCAUCCAUCAUAUUCAUCAUCUGGACUACCAAAGUCUUCAAGCUGGUGGACUGCCAAAAGAGCUGGAGGGACUUAUGGGUGGACGAUGCCUUCUGGCGGCUCCUCUUCUCCACCAUCCUGCUGGUCAUCAUGGUGCUGCUGCGGCCCUCCGCUAACAGCCAGAGGUUCUCCCAUUCGCCUCUGAUCGAUGAUGAUGAUGACGAAGAGGAGGACGCCAAGGAGCCCAUGUUGAAUGAAGCGUUUGAGGGAAUGAAGAUGAGAGGAUCCAAGCCAGAUGCUAACGGCUCCCAGAAGCUGUUGAGUAAAGAGGAUGAAGAUCUAAAAUGGGUCGAGGAGAACAUUCCCACAACUGUUGCUGAUGUAGCUCUGCCUGCAAUGCUGGAUGAGGAGGAGGAAAUCCUGAAAACAAAGAUGGAAAGAUCCAAAAUGGAGUAAAGAAAAGAAGAACUGCGACAUAGAAAUUGUCAAAAGUCACUGCUCCCCUUCCCCUCCUGCAACCACCGGCCCCCAGGUGGUCACAAUACCAUCUGGAAUGUGUCCAUGUGCACAUGACUUUGUUCUACAGCCGUGCCGCCCCAAAAAUGUCAGGUGAUGCUGCUUGGGGAGGGAAAAACGCAUGCUAAGAACUCCACUAGAGUCAAAUUAGAUUCAGUCCAAAUGAGCACAGUGGGGUUUUAGCGUGUUUAAUAGGGUUACACAUGUGUAAAAAACAAAACAAAAAGAAAACCUAAUGGAUAUUUGAUAUGGGGUGACUUUGUGCCAGAUUGAAGCAAUGUUACAGUAUAUUUCUAUAUAUAUAUGUGUAUGUGUAUAUAUAUAUACACACUGCUGAUCAAAAUCAUAAGACCAGUUGAAAAAUUUCUAGAAUUUGCAUUUUGUACAUUUGGAUCUUAAUGAGGUUUUAAGUAGAGCUACAAUAUGCAAA